UGGCGGCUGCUCCUUUGGGCAGCUGAAGGGGAAUUUAGGCCCUGGAGAUCCGAGGUCAUCCGCGGCGGGGAGAGGGCGAGCCGGGCCGGUACGGGCCUGAGCAGCAGCGGCGGCGCUCGCACUGUCCCAUCCGCCCCGUAUUGAGGCGCUGGGAGCAACGGGGCGACCGGAAAGCGAUGGUGAAAGCCGGGCCGUGAGGGGGGCGGAGCCGGACCGUACCCGCAGUAGCGGCAGUAGCGGCGCCACCUCCCGGAGCGCAGACCCAGGAAGCGGCCGGGCGGGCAGGAGCGAGCCGCUCCGCAGCCAUGGAGCUGAGGGUCGGGAACAGGGACCGGCUGGGACGCAAGAUCGGCAGCGGCUCCUUCGGAGACAUCUAUCUCGGUGGAGAUCUAGUUUUGCCCACACCAUUUGUUGAAGAUGUUGUCUUUCCUCCAUUGCGUGUAGUAUCAGAAUCCUGGGCCUGGAAGAGGUCACACCCUCAGCUCCCUGUUCAAGACAGAACAGAUGCCUCAAGAGGGGCACCAGCUCAAGAUAAGUCCAAGAUCAGCCCAGGGCUGCAAGAGAGAGGUUGGUCUAGUUACUGAGGGAGUGGCUUCCCAGUCUCUUCUGGUUCCAGUCUGUCACGUGGGUUUCUCUGACAGGGUUGCUGGGUGCUGUUCAUCAACAGAAAGGCCAGGAGUGAAUUCUGCCAACAAGGUUAUUUUCACUCGUUUGGCCAGAUCCCACUCUGAGUCCUGGCCUGA
Messenger RNA from Nannospalax galili (Upper Galilee mountains blind mole rat), 743 nucleotides. Its product is annotated as casein kinase I-like. Bases 306 to 584 code for a protein of 92 amino acids. The record is from RefSeq and is a predicted model, not a curated record. The transcript is spliced from 2 exons. NCBI's taxonomy places the organism in Eukaryota, Metazoa, Chordata, Mammalia, Rodentia, Spalacidae.